GCGCUCAUGUACGUGUAGCGUGACGUCACACUCUCGCAAGAUGAGGCUUGUGACGUCUGAAUUCGCUGUCCGGCAGGAGUCGAGACCCUAGACAUUUAUGGUGCUGCGGGACAUUUAAAUAGCGAUCCGGGACUGCGGGCUGUGCUAGGAAAAAGCGGCACUGUCUCGGGAGAAGCGGAACGGGUGUGUGGUUGUUGUGAUGGCAAAUGUUAGUUCAGAUCUUGAUAACAUGGAAGUGCAAACACCCCCCAAUAAUAACAAUCGAUGGGAACAAACAGAGCGUCCAUGGGAUGAGCCAGCAGCCACAGGGAAGCUGUUUGAAUGUUCACGAAUUAAAGCUCUGGCAGAUGAACGUGAUGCCGUCCAGAAAAAGACUUUCACUAAGUGGAUAAAUUCUCAUCUUUCCAAAGUGCCAUUGCGUGUUAAUGACUUGUACACUGACCUCCGAGAUGGCUACAUCAUCACCAAACUGCUUGAGGUGCUAUCUGGAGAGCAGUUGCCUAAACCCACUAGAGGUCGGAUGCGAAUUCAUUAUCUGGAGAAUGUGGACAAGGCACUGCAAUUCCUAAAGGAGCAACGCGUGCACCUGGAGAAUGUUGGAUCUCAUGAUAUUGUUGAUGGAAAUCACCGCUUAACUCUAGGCCUUAUCUGGACCAUCAUCCUCCGCUUUCAGAUCCAGGUUAUAAAGAUAGAAACAGAGGACAGCCGCGAGACAAGAUCAGCAAAGGAUGCCCUUCUCCUUUGGUGCCAAAUGAAGACAUCUGGAUAUCCGGAAGUCAAUAUCAAGAACUUUACCACCAGCUGGAGAGAUGGGCUUGCGUUUAGUGCUCUGAUUCACAGACACAGACCAGAUACUAUAGACUUCAACAAGCUGACCAAAUCAAAUGCCACAUACAACCUUCAGCAGGCAUUUAAUACUGCUGAACAACAACUGGGCCUUACCAAACUUUUGGACCCUGAAGAUGUCAAUAUGGAGCAUCCAGAUGAAAAAUCCAUCAUCACAUAUGUGGUAUCUUUUUAUCACUACUUCUCCAAGAUGAAGGCACUAGCUGUGGAAGGCAAGCGGAUUGGCAAGGUACUUGACAAGGCUAUUGAGACUGAGAAAGAUAUCAUCAGGUACGAGGUAUUGGCUUCUGAGCUCUUGGAAUGGAUUGAGAGAACAAUAUCCAUAAUCACCAACCAGAAAUUUGCUAACUCACUGCUGGGUGUUCAGCAGCAACUCCAGGUCUUCACUACCUACUGUACCACUGAAAAGCCCUGCAAGUUCCAGGAAAAAGGAAAUUUGGAGGUUUUGCUAUUUAGUAUUCAGAGCAAGAUGAGGGAAGAGAAAUGUAAACUUUAUGUCCCAAGUGAAGGCAAAAACAUUUCUGACAUCAAUAAGGCCUGGGCAAACUUGGAGAAAGCAGAGCAUGAGCGGGAAGUAGCUUUGCGUAAUGAACUCAUCCGUCAGGAGAAACUGGAGCUGCUUUCUCAACGCUUUGAUCAGAAAGCUUCCAUGAGGGAGGCAUGGCUAACUGAGAACCAGCGCCUGGUUUCCCAGGAUAACUUUGGUUAUGACCUCCCUGCCGUGGAGGCUGCAAUGAAGAAACAUGAGGCGAUUGAAGCUGAUAUUUCCUCAUAUGAAGAACGAAUACAGGUAGUGGCUGAUCUGGCUCAAGAGUUGGAGGCUGAGGGAUAUUAUGAUAUCUGUAGGAUUUCUGCCCAAAAGGACAACAUACUACGUCAGUGGAACCUUCUUAAGGACAUGCUGAACUCCCGAAGAGGGAGGCUGGAGCAGAACUUGUCCUUGCAGAAAAUAUUCCAGGAAAUGGUUUAUAUGAUUGACUGGAUGGAUGAAAUGCAGGUCCCUUUAUCUUCCAAAGACUUUGGAAAACACUUGUUGGAAGUGGAGGACCUGCUGCAGAAACACUCUUUACUGGAAGCUGACAUUGCUGCUCAAACUGAGAGGGUUAAUUCUCUGAACCAAGCUGCCCUCAAAUUCACUCAGAUGACUGAUUACCAGCCCUGUGACCCUCAGGUCAUUUGCAACCGUGUGGAACAUGUCAAGAGUUGCUUAGACAGUCUGCGCCAGCUAGCUGAGAAGCGCCGCGGGGAACUGGAGGAGUCACGUCGCCUGUGGUGUUUUCUGCAGGAAGUGGAGGAGGCUGAAGGCUGGAUCUGUGAAAAAGAACAUAUCUUGUCUGCACCACAGAGCUAUGGAAAGGAUCUAAGUAGCGUUCUUCGUCUUCUAAGUAAACAUAAGAUCUUGGUAGGGGAACUAAGAGGCAGGCAUGCCAUGUUACAACAGACCCUCCAGAAGGGAGAGCAGGUGCUUUCCAAGAGACGAAAAGGAAUGUCUGGGCUUCGUCAGCGAAUGGAGCAGGUGAGACUUAAGUGGGAAAACCUAGAGAAGGCAUGUGAUAACCACCAGCAGAAGCUUCAGGAAGCUUCCAGCUUCUACCAGUUCAGCGCUGACACAAUGGAGUUAGCAGGUUGGCUGCAGGAUACUUACCGCUUAGUCUCCAGUGACGACUUUGGUCAUGAUGAGUACUCAACACAAUCCUUGGUAAAGAAACACAGAGCAGCAACUGUGGAAAUCGAGAAACACAAAGUUGCUGUGUUGGGUCUCAGACAGCAACUGUCAGAACUGGGUGCAGAGUAUAGGGAUCAGGUUGACGUGCAGAUUACUAUUGUGGAGGUGGAGCAGCUCUACGGAGAAGUGGUGGAAGUAUCUGCCCUCAGGAACCAAUGGCUUCAAGAUGCCUUGGAUGUUUAUAAGAUGUUUGGUGAGGUAAACUCAUGUGAGGUAUGGAUUGAUGAGAAAGAGCAGUGGUUGAUGAAGAUGGAAAUUCCUCAGCGACUUGAAGAGGUUGAGGUUGUUCAGCACAGAUUUGAGAGCCUAGACCAGGAGAUGAACAGCCUAAUGGGGCGUGUGCUGGAUGUAAAUCAGAUUGUACAGCAGCUUCUUGAGAGUGGUCAUCCCAGUUCUUCUGAGGUUCGUGCUUGCCAGGACCACCUAAACAGCAGGUGGAAUAGAAUUGUGGAGUUGGUGGAACAAAGGAAGGAACAAUUAAGUUCCGUUCUCCGUCUCCAGAAUUAUUUCCUGGAAUGUAAUGAAGUAAAAUCCCAGAUUCGGGAAAAAAGAAGAGCUAUGGAGACUCCACAGUGUGGAAGUGGUGAGCUAGGUGGCGUGUUGUCUCUUCAGAGGAAACUUUCCAGUAUGGAGGCUGCUUUGUUGGCUCUGGAACCCAAACUUGUUCAGCUUCAGCAAGAUGCAGAAAUUCUUGCCACCAGCCAUCCUGCUGAAGGAAUGGAUGUACUUGUGCAUUUUGAGGAAAUCAGUGGAGAAUGGGAUGCCUUAAAGAGGACUCUUCAGGGGUGUGAGGACUCCCUGACAGUUGCCAACAAGCUGCAACAGUUCAUUCAGGACCUAGACAACUUCCUUACUUGGUUGGUAAAAACACAGACAGCUGUGGCUGCUGAAGAACUUCCAUCAAAUUUAACAGAAGCUGAGAGACUUCUGGGACUUCAUGGUUCCCUUAAAGAAGAGAUCAGCCGGUAUGAGGAAGAUUACAACAAAAUUCAGGCAGUCAGUGACCUUUUAAGUCUGGAAGAGGCAGACCUUCCAUAUCUAUCACUGCAGCAAUGGCUACAGAAGUUGGAGGUGGGAUGGAGCAAGCUGCUGCAGAUGUGGGAGAACAGAAGGGAAGUUCUUGUUCAGGCACACAUUUUCCAUCUUUUCCUAAGAGAUGUUAAACAAGCUGAAGCCUGUCUAAACACACAGGAAUCCACAUUGGCUCAUGUUGAGUUGCCAAACACAGUCGAAGGAGUGGAAGCAGCAAUAAAAAAACAUAAAGAUUUUCUGACCACUAUGGAGCUAAAUGUGCAGAAGGUUACAAUAGCAGUGGAGGCCGGAGAGAGCCUCAUACGACUUGGAAAUGUGUUUGCUGAUCAUGUUCAGGAACGGAUCAAUGCCAUCCAAAAGAGGAGCCAGCGUAAUACGGCACUUGCUCAAAAAUGGCUGCAGAGACUGAGAGACCAUCUGCAGCUGCAACACUUUAUCCAAAACUGCAAUGAGCUGGAUGCCUGGGUCCAUGAGAAAACGCUGAUGGCUCGAGAAAGCUCGCGGGAUCUGUCUCAGAAACCCCAUAAGAAAUGGCUAAAGCACCAGGCUUUUAUGGCUGAGCUCUCACAGAAUAAAGGUUGGCUUGAGAAGAUAGAAAAGGAAGGUCAACAGCUAAUCCACGAAAAGCCAGAGUUGGCUGGAGUGGUGAAAAAGAAGCUUGAGGAGAUUCGACAGUGUUGGGUUGAACUGGAGUCAAGUACCCAGUCCAAGGCCCAGCAACUUUUUCAAGCCACAAAGGCAGACCAUGUGAUGCAGAACUACUCAGAACUCGGCAAAAGGUUAUACCAUUUAGAGGAACAGUUACAGCCAAUGGAUUCAGUACCUGAUGUUUCCAGUGUUAACACUCAACUAAAAAAGCUUGAGACAAUGGAAUCACAAAUGGAAGAGUGGUACAAUGAAGUUGGAGAACUGCAAGCACAGAUUUCCUCUCUUCCUCUGGAAGUGGCAAGUCAAAAGGCAGUGGAAGAGAAGCAGAAUGAGGUGGGAACCAAAAUGGUUCGCCUGAUUGAGCCACUGAAGGAGAGGAGAAGGAUUCUUUUGGCUUCUAAAGAGUUGCAUCAGGUUACUCGAGACCUGGAGGAUGAAAUUUUCUGGGUGCAAGAGCGACUGCCUCUUGCAACUUCAAAGGAACAUGGGAGCAAUCUUCAAACUGUGCAGCAACUCAUCAAGAAAAACCAGAACCUGCGACGGGAGAUUCAGGUGCACUCCCCUCGGGUAGAUGAUAUUCUCGAAAGGGCAGGGGCAAUAGCCAGCAUUCGAAGUCCAGAGGCAGAGGGAGUGCGUCUUGGGUAUGAGAGCCUCCAGGAGAUGUGGAAUGUGCUAAGAGAGGAGACAGAAAGAAGGCAGCAGCUACUCGACAUUACCUACCAGGUGCAACAGUAUUAUUUUGAUGUAGGAGAAGUGGAGACCUGGCUGAGCGAACAGGAACUUCUUAUGAUGAAUGAUGAGAAGGGGAAGGAUGAACAGAGCACUCUGCAGCUCCUUAAGAAACACCUCAUGCUGGAACAGACUAUUGAGAAUUAUGAGGAGACAAUAGCUCAGCUCUCUAGACAGUGCCGUACCCUUCUGGAUCUAGGACACCCAGACAGCGAGCAGAUAAGUAAGCGUCAGUCUCAGAUUGAUCGGCUCUACGUGUCUCUGAAGGACCUGGUGGAUGAGCGGAAGGGACGCCUGGAGCAGCAGUAUUGGCUCUUCCAGUUAAGUCGUGAGGUGGAUGAGCUGGAGCAAUGGAUAGCAGAGAAAGAAGUGGUGGCUGGAUCUCCAGAGCUUGGACAGGACUAUGAGCAUGUGACUCUUCUUCAGGAGAAAUUCACAGAGUUUGCCACUGAGAUAGGCAUCAUUGGACAAGAACGCAUCUCUGCAGUAAAUCAGAUGGUGGAUGAGCUCAUUGACUUUGGCCAUUCAGAUGCAGCUAUUAUUGCAGAAUGGAAAGAUGGUGUUAAUGAGGCUUGGGCUGAUCUGCUGGAAUUGAUGGAAACCAGAUCUCAGAUGUUGGCUGCUUCUCAUGAGCUGCACAAGUUUUUCAAUGACUGCAAAGAAGUGUUAAGUCAAGUUGAGGAAAAGAAGCAGAGGUUGCCUGAAGUAAAGGCCCAAGAAGCCAAGUUAUCUGCUGGAUCCUUGCAAAGGAUACUCAGCUCUUUUGAACAUGAUAUUCAAGUUCUUGUUACUCAGGUACGUCAACUGCAGGAAAAUGCAGCUCAACUGCGCACUGUUUAUGCUGGUGAAAAUGCUGCUGCUAUUGUGACUAGUGAGCAGGAAGUAAUGCGAGCAUGGAAAGAGCUUCUGACAUCUUGCGAGGACUGCAGAUUGCAAAUAACUAGUACCAGUGAUCGUAUUAAUUUCCUCAAUCUUGUGAGAGACCUGAUUUCCUGGAUGGAAAGCAUUACUUGCCAGAUUGGCACAGGAGAAAAGCCCAGAGAUGUGUCAUCUGUGGAAGUCUUAAUGAGUUACCAUCAAGGGGUAAAGAGUGAGAUUGAGGCAAGAAACAAGAGGAUUUCAGACUGUGUGGAGCUUGGAAAGACCCUGGUCCUGAACAAGAGACCAUCUUCAGAUGAGAUUAAGCAGAGCUUGGACAGGUUAAUGGCAAAGAAAAAGGAAAUGUUGGAAAAAUGGAACAAACAUUGGGAGUGGCUUCAACAAAUGUUGGAGGUUCACCAGUUUGCCCAAGAAGCUGGAGUAGCAGAUGCCUGGCUGACUGCUCAGGAACCUAUUGUUAAAAGCCCUGAGCUUGGCAACAGUGUGGAUGAGGUGGAGCAGCUCAUCCGAAGACAUGAGGCCUUCCGCAAAACAGCUGCAGCUUGGGAGGAGAGGUUUAGUUCGCUGAGACGCCUGACUACAUUGGAGAAACUAAAAGCAGAGCAAAAUAAGCAGCCUGCAACACCUCUUCUUGGCCGGAAAGUUUUUCCAGACACAACUGAUUAUUCUACUCGCCCUUCCCCUCUUUCACAUCAAACCAUAUAUGAGAAUUCUGAGACAAAAUUGGAUCAAAAAGAAUCUCUUCCCAUCCCUGAUGGGGGUCAACAGGAGAUCCGAAGGGUAAGAACUGACAAGGGAGAGACACGGGUUGGAUAUGCUCGACAGGAUAUAAAGCCAGAACAUCUACAGCCAAAGAUGGACCAUGUGGAGACCAAGGUAGUAGAUAAACCAUUGCCAACGCAUGAUGUAGAAAGGGCAGAGAAGUCUGAAAUCAAAGUUGCACAGGGAAUGGCUAGCCUGACUGUGGAAAAACCAGAAAUCAAGGGAAGUCGUCAUCAAGAGAGGAGGAGGGACAGGCAUGAAAGAAGAUUGGAACGGCAAGAGUCUAGUGAGCAGGAACCCCCAAAACAAGAGCCACCAGAGAGAAGGCGAGAUCGUCAUGAGAAGCGAUUGGAGAGGCAGGCAUCCAGUGAGCAGGAAACCCCUAAACAAGAGCAGUCUGAGAGGAGAAGAGACAGGCAUGAGAGGAGAACAGAAAGACAGGAUACAAUCGAACAAGACAAUACAAGGACUGAACCCGAGAAGCAAGUAGGAAAAGCUACUUUGGCAGAUAUCGUGGAGCAGCUACAAGAGAAAGAAGCUUUCCAGAACAGCCCUGGUGGCCGAGAUUCUCCUGCCCGUUUAGCCAAUGGGGUAGAUAAACUUCCUGAAAGAACAACAAGACCAGAUCGUCCACGGGCCAGAGAUCGCCCAAAGCCAAGGAGAAGACCUCGACCCAAAGAUCCUAACCAACCUCCUGGUGAGGCACGAAGGUCACGUUCAGCCCCAGCACAGAGCAGUGCUCCUCCUCCACCACCUCCCACCCACACUGUUCAACAAGAAGGAUAUCUGUUCAGGAAACAUGAAUUGGAUGGGCCAAGUAAAAAGGCUUCAAAUAGGUCAUGGGUAAAUCUUUACUGUGUAUUAAACAAAGGAGAUAUCGGGGUCUACAAGGAUGCAAAGAGUCAGAGCUCAGGGGCCACACAUGGUGGUGAGCCCCUACUGAACUUGCUUGGAGCCUCCUGUGAGGUAGCCAGUGAAUACAAAAAGAAGAAAUUUGUGUUCAAACUCAGGUCAACAGAUGGUAGGGAAUCCCUCUUUCAAGCAAAAGAUGAGGAGGAGAUGAAAAACUGGAUUACUGCGAUAACCACAUGUGUCUCAGAACAUGCAGAGAUUGCCCGGUGGAGCCAGAGUCUUCUCACUACCUCGUCCACCGAUGAAAGUAACAUAAAGCGUGAGUCUGACCGUAGACCCAGUGGAGGUGGUCGGAAAAAGUGAAAACAGUGAGGAACAUUCCACUGCUAUUCCUUCUGCCUUUGGUGAGACCUGGAGAAGACAACAAGCAGAAUUAAUCUUUUCCACACAUGCACAGCUAGAUUUCUGCCAUAGUUUGGGACUAAACCUUUAUGUCUAUGCAUUGCCCGGAUUAUUUUGUCCUGCAACCUCAAGUCUAAGGGUUUACAAAUGGUUGCUUAUUCAUCGGUAAACUUCCAUUCAUGUUCAGUCUUGGCUAUACAGGGGCAGAUAUAUUUAAUACUCUAUAUGGAUCUGAUGAACAUGCAUAACAUAUCUACAGCCAAAUUUUUAUAUACAUAUAAAAAAGCAAUUAGCCAUGCACUGGAAACCAGGCUUAGGUGGGAACAUCAGUUUUGAAACCAUUACUGUAAGAUGAAUCUUCCAGAUAUUGCAUUAAGUCUUUGAGUGGUAACAAUUUCUUUUAAAGGGAGGAUUGUUAGUGGUGAAAAUAAAAGCACACACUCAUUUGAAAGGCAGGGGCAGGGAAACAAAUAUUAAUGCCUGUUUGUAGAUAGGGUUUUUCUAGAGAGAGGCAUAUUAUUGUUAAGGAAUGUUAAAGAGGCUGUUAGCUUUUUAAGUGCAAUAUUUGAGUGUCUGGCACACUAACUAAACCAUCAGUGACAUUUCACUGGUGACUAAAACAUUUGCAGUAUGCAUGUAUCUCAACCCUCUCCUUUGAGCGCAAAGUAGAGCAUUUAGAGAGCAGAUUGGCUGGUCCUUAAAGGCCACAUCUGGUUUUGAGUUUCUUGCUGUGCCCAAUAACAUAACCCAUAGCUGCAAAUCCAUACUGAAGAAAUCACCCUGCAGAUAACAAGGGCUACUGCUUUUGUAGAAAUACAAAUGUAGCUCCACUUAAGAGAGAGAGAACACAGAAGACAGCCAUUCCCUAAACCAAGAUUGGUAAAAAAAAAAAAACUUUAGUUGCAUACUCAAACCAAAUCUGCAUUGUGUUUAGUAUAUUACUAGGUUCUUUGUUGAUUAGUAUGUUCACUAUAUUCAUGUUUUUCUUACCAAAUGCAGAAAACCCUGAAGAUUAGGAAACCUAAAGAAAACACAAGUUAAACAAUCCUGUGUGAUUCAUUACUAACAGAAGUGACUAAGUGUAGUAAACCAUAGCAGCUAGUGAUGAGUUGCUACACUGGAGCAGAUUCCCUUAACCUGUGUUAGUAGAUAAAGGGCUAGAAGAGUCUGAUGCCAGGUGACUGUUACUUAGCAGUGCUAAGCUCGUGUUUAACAGUAGUUAAUAGUUUGGCAGAAAAUCUAGAAUGUUAGUAGGAGUAUAGUUGACAGUGUUUGUAAAUUUAGCAGGCUAUAUUAAUCUCAGUGAAGAGUAAUUCACAGCUGUUCUUUAUAUGCAACUAUAUACACAUAUCUAUGCACAAUCCCUGUAAUAUUAUGUGGAGGUGCCAGCCUUUGUCCAAUCUGUGAUUAGAACUAUAGAAAGGACAAAACACAUGAAAUUAAACUUCUUUCAGUUGAGGGUUGGUUGUUGAGUAGAUGGCAAAAUACAAUUUCCUCUUAGUCUUAAUCUCUGAGCCUGUCCUGAUGCAGAUUUGUUUUGACAGUAUUGAUACACAUCCACUCUAGAAAUAUUCGAUGCAAACCCCAUGAAAUGAAUUUUACAAACAUUUAUUAUUAUUUCCAUGUUAAAUCUCACAGUUCUUUAUUUUUGCGCAGUGUGGAACAGAUAUUCAAGAGAGUCCUUUAGAAUGCCGGCACUUGUAAUGUUUUGUCGUCCGUAGUCAACCUUUGUCAUUGUGGGUGUUUUUUUCCCGGCAGCAUAAAUUUAAAAUGCACAUGGGAAAACAUCACCGUGCUUUCUUAAGUAGCCUCACAAUGCAGCUUUGUACUACUACGCGAUGAAUAUGCUUUUUGGCUAGCAAUUUACAAUUCUGCUGGUGGGAAGGAAAGCAAGGACAACUUUUUGUUGUCCUUGGUAGCACAGAUUUACCGUGGGCAAAAAAAAAACAUCCUGUGUGCCAGUACACUUAGCUGACUACUAAGUAGCAGAUGAGCAGUACAUAAAGGCUGUCACACACCUGCUUGUGCUUCCUGCAUCAUUUGGACAUUGUCCUUUGCUAUUAAGUUCUGAUAGUUUUGCAGCUGAAGCUACAGUAUAUAUAUAUUAUCGUUCUUCAAAGCCAUUUAAGCCCAGGGGGCAACUGGCCACCAUAAAAAUAAACGGCUAUCGUUAGUAAGCAGUUUUUAAUUUUUUUUGUUUUUUUUUUAUAAAUAGCUUUCUGAAAGCCUACACAUUGUUUGUCUGCUCAGUUUGGCUAUAUGGUUCAUGGAAGGAAUGCAUGCUUUAGGGUACAGAAAGUAAUGUUCAUGCAUGAGUAGGUGACAUCCUCUCACACUGGGUAAAAGUUCCCACCUCUGUACAUGGUUUUCUAAAUCAUUUAAUAAAAUGUAUUUUAUUGUACAGAAAAUGCAGAUAUUAGGGAGAAAACCGUAUGUACCCUGCACAGAUAUCAUGAGUUCAAUGAAAACAACUACACAUUAGCAGAGGUCUACAAGCAAUGUCUUGGCUUUAUACCUUUGUGAAAAAUAAAAGGAGGAAAGUCAUUGUA
Xenopus laevis (African clawed frog) is the source of this 10425-nucleotide messenger RNA. RefSeq names its product spectrin beta chain, non-erythrocytic 4 (gene sptbn4.L). The transcript has 37 exons. The coding region runs from base 200 to 7837 and encodes 2545 amino acids. Gene Ontology annotation, molecular function: actin binding; actin filament binding; structural constituent of cytoskeleton. The record is from RefSeq and is a predicted model, not a curated record. Gene Ontology annotation, biological process: actin cytoskeleton organization. Gene Ontology annotation, cellular component: cortical actin cytoskeleton; cytoskeleton; plasma membrane. Lineage: Eukaryota; Metazoa; Chordata; Amphibia; Anura; Pipidae.